AUGAUUGAGAACAUCCAAUUGCAUCACUUUGCGGAUGCAAGUGAAGGCGGUUAUGGAACCGUAACGUACAUUCACAUGUCAAAUACAUCAGGCAACAUUCAGGUUUCCCUUCUUCUGGGCAAGGCCAGAGUGACUCCGCUGAAGGCUGUAACGAUUCCACGGCUGGAGUUGACAGCGGCUGUCCUUGCAGUCAGAGUAGAUGCAAUGUUGAGAGCAGAGCUGAAACUUAAACGGAGUCACUCAGUCUUCUGGACUGAUAGCACUUCAGUGCUUAAGUACAUUAACAAUGAGGAUAAACGUUUUCAUACAUUUGUGGCAAAUAGAAUCACAGCUAUCAGAGAUGCAUCUGAGCCAUCACAGUGGCGACACGUCCGUACCCAAGACAAUCCAGCAGAUGAGGCAUCGAGAGGACUUAAGGUGACAGACUUGCUGAAGAACGACCGGUGGCUUGAAGGGCCUGCAUUUCUCUGGAGGAACGAGGAGGACUGGCCUAAAGCCGUACUGGACAUUACUAUGGACUCCAGUGACGAAGAGGUUAGAAGGGAGGAGACCGUAAAUGCCAUUAAUAUAUAUGAUGCAUCUAAUCCUACUGAUCAUCUCAUUGUCUAUUUUUCUGACUGGAGGCGACUGAAAACAGCAGUCGCCUGGUUCUUCUGA
Sardina pilchardus (European sardine) is the source of this 657-nucleotide messenger RNA. RefSeq lists its product as uncharacterized. The transcript has a single exon. NCBI's taxonomy places the organism in Eukaryota, Metazoa, Chordata, Actinopteri, Clupeiformes, Clupeidae. The record is from RefSeq and is a predicted model, not a curated record. The coding region runs from base 1 to 657 and encodes 218 amino acids.